Messenger RNA from Cinara cedri, 2099 nucleotides. Lineage: Eukaryota; Metazoa; Arthropoda; Insecta; Hemiptera; Aphididae. The record is from the annotation of a GenBank genome assembly.
UAUGAAGUAGCGGAUUAUGGACUUAUAAUACUUAUAAUUUGUUGAUUGUCUUGAAUUGUAUUACUUGUAAUUUGACUUUCGAUAAUUGGAUUAUUUGAUUGGAAUUAAUUUUGUACUUUAAAAUAGAUAUGACAUUUCAUUUAACUAGUUUAUUUAGUAAAACAUUGUCUACCUAAUAAAAAUGAUAAUACAUGUCUUAAUAAUUGGUUCGUGGUCGAAUUUAAUCCAAUAUUUCAUUAGUAUCAAUUUAAAAUUUUUAAAAUAAAUAAUAAUUAUGAUCAAAGCAAUAUUGGUGUUCAACAAUUAUGGAAAGCCUAGACUUUCCAAAUUCUAUCAAUAUUUUGUAAGUAUUCUAGAAAUUAAAUUAAAAACGUUAUAUUCAUGGUUUUUUCAAGAAAUGUCUUUACAUAACAAUAGAAUGAAGACAUGCAGCAACAAAUUAUUAAGGAAACAUUUCAGUUAGUUUCUAAACGAGAUGAUAAUGUUUGCAACUUUCUUGAAGGUGGAAGGUAAUAUGCUAAUUAAAAUAUUUUACUGAACUCACAAUAAGUACAAUCAGUACCUAAUAGAUAAUUUUAAUUAUUAGUGAUAGCUUGAUUUUAUUAAAAGAAUAUAUACUUAUUUAUUUUUUUAGUCUUAUUGGAGGAUCUGAUUACAAACUGAUUUAUCGUCAUUAUGCUACACUUUAUUUUGUGUUUUGUGUAGACUCUUCAGAAUCAGAACUUGGUAUUCUUGACUUAAUACAAGUGUUUGUAGAAACACUCGAUAAAUGUUUUGAAAACGUUUGUGAGCUUGAUCUUAUAUUCCAUGUAGAUAAGGUAAUUUGAUCCAUACACUCAUUAUUUUUAGUAAUACCUAGGUAAAACUUAAUUGUAUUAUUUCUUGCUCAUAUAAAUUAUGUAUGAUGUCAUUAUUUGUAGGUAUAUGAUUAUUAUAAAUAUUAAAUUUAACCAAAUCUAGCAAACUUAUUAUAUAAUAUUUAAAGUACAAGAAUUUUAUAAAAUUGAUUUAUGUUCCUAAAAUAUCAAAUAUUUAUUUUCUAGAUUCAUUAUAUUUUAAAUGAAUUAGUAAUGGGUGGAAUGGUUUUAGAAACUAAUAUGACUGAAAUACUUUCAAGGAUUGAAGAACAAAACAAAUUAGAGAAGCAAGAAGUGAGAAUAUUUGUAUUUACAUUAAAAUAAUUUAAAAUUAAAUUGAUACCUUAAUUCAAAAAUAUUUUUUAGGCGGGUCUAGCUGGUGCACCAUCUAGAGCAGUGUCUGCUAUGAAAAAUAUGAAUAUACCUCAACAGUUGAAGGAUAUGAAACUUCCAGAUAUUCCACAAGCUAUUAAGGAAUUAAAGUUCUGACAUUCGAGGAACAAAUUGGUUUGUGCUGAAGCCUAUCAUAACUAUACAAAUUGAUUAUGGGAGAAUGAACAAAAAUCUGGUAUUCACUGGUUAGUAACUAAAAAUAAAAUAUUGUUUUGUUUUUGUAUGUUGUUAUAACUAAUUGUUACAGUUGAGAAAUUUAUUUAUCUGUAAUUUAUCUGUCUAUGUGUAUAUAAUUAAGAUGUAAAUGGAAACUAUUAUUUUUAGUAUUUCAUCUGAUUGUUUUAAUUAUUUAUACACAAUUUGUUACUAAUUAUAUAUUUUUUCUGAAUUUAUAUUAAAUUGGUUACACAAUUUUAAUAAUUAAUUCCAUAAUAUUCAUUUUUUUGAUUCUAUAAUGUCUUACUUUAAUAAAGACAUUUUUUUUUAACUAAAACGUAUACAUCAUGUGUAAAUAACUAUAUAUAGGAUACUUUUCAUAAAUCAAAUAUGUAAAAUAUUCAAGAAAUUGUUCUAGUUAUAACUUGUAAAUAAUAAUUAUUUUUUCUCAAAUAUUUGUAUUGUAUACUUUUUUUAUGUUACUUCUAUUUUGUGAAGUUCUUAGCUGUUGAAAAUUUAUUUUAAAUAGACAUUUUUAUACUAACAUAAAUAUUAAAUUUACAUACUAUAUUAUAUUAUAUAUUUUAUAUUGCUAUUAACUAUUAUAGAAGUCUAUGAUGAUUUCAAACUAAUGUAUACAAAAUGCAUCUUAUUAUAUUUUAAACAUAUAUUUUUUCUUAUUUAAAUACAAUA